This is a messenger RNA of Gymnogyps californianus (California condor), 1106 nucleotides long. It is a transcript of the gene STOML2, whose product is annotated as stomatin like 2. Lineage: Eukaryota; Metazoa; Chordata; Aves; Accipitriformes; Cathartidae. The record is from RefSeq and is a predicted model, not a curated record. Gene Ontology annotation, cellular component: membrane.
GCUGGCCCCAGCACCACACCGCUUGAACUCCGGCCUGCCUGUGAAUAUCGGGGUGCUCUUCGUGCCGCAGCAGGAGGCUUGGGUGGUGGAGAGGAUGGGCAAGUUCCACCGAAUCCUUGAGCCUGGUUUGAACUUCCUCAUCCCUCUGCUGGAUUGGAUUCGUUAUGUGCAGAGUCUCAAAGAAAUUGUCAUUAAUGUCUCAGAGCAGUCAGCUGUCACCCUAGAUAACGUCACCCUGCAGAUUGACGGUGUGCUCUGUCUGCAGGUUAUGGACCCCUACAAGGCCAGCUAUGAGGUGGAAGAUCCUGAGUAUGCAGUGACCCAGCUGGCCCAGACCACCAUGAGAUCUGAACUUGGCAAACUCUCCCUUGACAGAGUCUUCCAGGAACAGGAGUCCCUCAACGCCAACAUUGUGGAUGCCAUCAACCAGGCCUCAGACUGCUGGGGCAUCUGAUGUCUGCGCUAUGAGAUCAAGGACAUUCGCGUACCCCCGCGUGUGAAGGAAUCCAUGCAGAUGCAGGUGGAGGCAGAGCAACGGAAGCGGGCAACAGUGCUGGAGUCAGAGGGGACAUGGGAAUUGGCUAUCAACAUGGCUGAGGGGCAGAAGCAGGCCCAGAUCCUGGUGUCAGAAGCUGAGAAGGCCAAACAAAUCAACAAAGCUACUGGAGAAGCCAGUGCCAUGCUGGUCAAGGCCAGGGCCAAGGCUGAGGCUAUUCAGCUCCUGGUGGCUGCUCUGGCACAGCAGCACGGCAACGCCGCUGCCUCUCUCUCUGUGGCAGAGCUAGUGAGUGCCUUCUCCAAGCUUGCCAAAGACUCCAACACCGUCCUGCUGGCUGCCAACGCUGGCGAUGUCACCAACAUGGUUGCACAGGCCCUGGGCAUCUACACUAUGCUGACCAAGCUGCAAGCUGUGAAGACCUAGGAUGAGAUGCCUCCAGCCCGUGAGGACCCCCAGCCUCCCACCAUGGAGGUGCUUAAGGCAGAACAGGCCAACUCCAGUUAGCAGAGCCAGAAAGAUCCUGGGGCAAGCCAGAAAGAUCCUGGGGCCUGCCAGGCUGUGGGCAGUCCUGUCCUGCUGCCCUCCCUGGUCAGACACUCUUCUUCUU